This is a messenger RNA of Liolophura sinensis, 1935 nucleotides long. RefSeq names its product retinitis pigmentosa 1-like 1 protein. Bases 1 to 1935 code for a protein of 644 amino acids. NCBI's taxonomy places the organism in Eukaryota, Metazoa, Mollusca, Polyplacophora, Chitonida, Chitonidae. The record is from RefSeq and is a predicted model, not a curated record. The transcript is spliced from 7 exons.
AUGGGGGAUGUAGGGAUCUACAGCAAGAUUGCACCACAGAUGACCCCAAAUGUUAACCCCAUGAAGUCGUCACAAAGUCACUCCAUGAGUGCUCCAAAUAUAACCUCCUCACAAGAUGUGUCCUUAGUAGACAACAGUGCUUCAGGGGAUGUAGGGAAAGAUAACUACAGGAAGAGGCCACAUAGUACACCACAGAUGACCUCAAAUGUUAACCCCAUGAAGGUGUCACAGAGUCGCAUGAGUGCUCCAGAUAUAACCUCUUCACAAGAUGUGUCCUUAGUAGACAACAGUGCUUCAGGAAUGACGAGGUUAAAAGACUUGCGCAUGGGACAGAUUAGACGUCUUCAAAAGAUCUGGGAAGAGCGCAUAAUGAUGAAGGGCAAAGAGUGGGAUGAUGUUUUGCCUGAUGACAUUACCUACGAUGAUAGUGUAAAGAUAAAUGCAAGCAAGAAUCCCUUCAGAGAAUUUUUUAACCUGCUGGUAAGUUAUGGAUGGACCUUGGGGAGUUUUAUGGAAAUGGUUAAGGACAUCGCUAGUGACGAGGUGUACGGUGAAGUUUGCAGUGUUGUGGGAUGGAAUCCUCCUAGCUCACCGGGGGCUGUUGGUGGAAUUGAUGAGGAGCCCAAAAUUAUAAACAAGCCAGAAACUCCAGUAUUCGAUCAGCCACCUGAAGAAUUUCAGGUAAAUCCAGGCCAAUCACUGGAAACAGAUGGAAGUUCUCAGCAGCCUGGCAGUGACCAAGAUGAAACACCAUGCAGUCAGACGCCAGAUCGAAUCAUCAAUGUUUUGCAGCCUCCAUUACGACCAAAUAAUGCAAUGGCUAGUUGUUUGAAAACAGAGGAUACUCCUAGCAGUUCAGAGCAAACAUGGCAAAGGGGGAGCAGAGCUAGUAGACCCACUGGAUCUGCUGCACGAGACCAGCGGCCGAGUAGUCAAAUUGAGAGUUUUCCUCUUCACAGAGUAGUUUGCACGAACCCUGAGUUGAGCAGUCGUGGUGACCACAGUCAAUCUAGUGAAGGCCAAGGCAGCUUACCUAGAGGUGUCCAAGCACAGAGUGACACUGAUGGACAACAGGCUGAGAAAAGUCCAGGGAUUGAUGCUGAAUACAUUAGGGAGGAUAUCUCUGCACAAAGUCCUAUCAGUGGUCAGGAAUCCAAGCCAUUGCCCUCAGGAGGGGCAUCUGUAAGGGCAGAGAAGAGCAGUGUCCAAGCAGAAAGCGACACUCAUGGUCAUCAAGCUGAGAAAAGUCCAGGGAUUGAUGCUGAAUACUUUAGGGAGGAUAUCUCUGCACAAAGUCCUAUCAGUGGUCAGGAAUCCAACCCAUUGCCCUCAGGAGGGGCAUCUGUAAGGGCAGAGAAGAGCAGUGUCCAAGCAGAAAGCGACACUCAUGGUCAUCAAGCUGAGAAAGGUCCUGGCCUGGAAGCAGAAAGGCUGCAAGAAGACAUAUCAGCAUCGUGUCACAGUGAGACAAAAGCAUUACCAAUUCCCUCUGUGGAGGAUCCAGAAGGAUUUCAGGCAGAGAAGUGUCCUGAUGUGGAGGCCCAAAGACUCCAGGAGGACCGACGUGCUGAAGAGGAAUUAGGUUUCAGGAACAUACAAGAAGAGUCUGAAAGAAUUGGGAUGUGUACAGCCACUGGGCACAGUUCUAAUGCCAGCAGAAAUGGACUUGUAGGUACUGCCCUACCUUUGCCUCCCAGUGGUGACCUUGUAGAGACUACUGCUUCCAGUUUACCACCAGGAGAUGCACAAACUUCUACUAAUGCCAGCUCUGAAGUUACAAAUACCGCUGCCUCAGGUUUAUCACCAAGAGAUGCACAAACUUCCACCACUGCAGACUGUGAAGCUACCACUGCUUUCAAUUUCCAAUCCACACACAGUUCUGCGUCUAGAUCUACCAUACUUAACAAUUUGUCCAGUCAAGAUCACAAAGCCUAA